Molecule: messenger RNA, 4350 nt
Organism: Salvelinus fontinalis (brook trout)
Lineage: Eukaryota; Metazoa; Chordata; Actinopteri; Salmoniformes; Salmonidae
Product: protein BEAN1-like
Exons: 6
Coding region: 562-1539 (325 amino acids)
Source: RefSeq, a predicted model, not a curated record
UUUGUCUGCGAUAUGGUAACCAUCCAACUGCCCUUAUGUAAUUUGUAAACAAACGACAGUGUUGGCACAUGACUGCCGCUGGCCGCUUGUCAUCUAAAUUAAAUAUGGCAUUAUAAUACUGUAUGUUGGAUAACUAAGCGCUGCAAAAGACCUACCACGUUCGCAGCCAUGGUGGGACAUAGAAGGUGCUUCUUGCUGCAAAGUGUUUGAUUUGACGGCUUUUGAAGGCAUUUGGUGUACAUGCUCGAUGGUUACACCAGGGAUAUUAGAAAAAAUCUAGUAUUAUCUAGUCUCUACUGUGCUAACGGAAGUUUAAUGAGUAAUAUACUUGCUAUUUUGGCCAGGUUGGCCAUGUCUCGGGUCGACAGCGCGCGUGUUUGAGUUGGAAUUUGGACCAGGGAAGGUGUUCUGGGGGUUUUCGCACAAGAUACAAUGUGGCACCGUAAAAUAUCGUAACCCUUUUAACCACGAUGUUUUCUUCGAAUUAAACGAGUAAUAUUUCUGCUGGCAUUGGGUAGGUAGGCUAUCCGAAAUCGAAGGACAAGAAAACACCUGCAUCACAUGGGGAUAUUUUUAUACCGGUUGGUGGCUCUAGCAGUGCACGUUCCCCUUGUCUGUGGCAACUCAAACGCAAUUGAAGUUGUCAGGAACUACUCCAUAGCCUAUGAGGACAUCGCCCUUCUGUGCAGAAGAGAGAAGCUCAAGUUCGGCACCUGCCUCAUUAACCGGCUGAAAUGUUACUAUAGGAAGGACUGUGGAAGGGAGUACAUGUUGAUGAAAUUAAUCUGCUCAGUGAGCUCGAACCAGAGCAGUGCCCAUGAGUACCCAGACUGCCGUGAUGGGGGCAGCGAGGCCAGCCUGCUGGUGUCUCCGCUGGUGGUGGCUGGCAUCGUCAUUGGCCUGGUGCUCUUCCUGUCCUGCGUUACCAUCAUCGUGGGUAGCCUGCGCAAAGACAGCCGUCUGCGCAACCCCCACCUGCGGGCCAGCUAUGCUCCGGAUGGCUUUUCAUACGGCGGCUCCAUCGGGGAGCUGAGGUCGACGUGUAUCGAGGAGUUCCCUCCAGCGUUUGACUUUGACUCCUACGUGGAGACUCUAUCACAAGUCAAUGUGAUGUAUCCAGACUCCCCGCCACACUAUGAUGAAUGUGUGGGACCAGGUGCGACACAGAUAUACGUCCCCACAGAUGACCCCCCUCCGUACUCCCUCACGGACCCCUGUCAGCGGGGCCACCAGCAGGCCACCUACACCAGCCUGGAGAUGGAGGAGCCGUCCGCUGGAGCUGGAGCUGGAGCCUCUUGGGUGUCCGCCAGCAGUGCCGCCGCCUCCCACUACCCAAUCGGACUGCAUGAGCUCCGGCAGCAGCCAAUAUCCUCCAUCUCCCAGUCAGCGUUCCACCUGGAGGAGGCGCCCCCAUACGAGGUGGUGGUGAGCAGGCAGAACCAGCCCAUCCCUCUGAUGCCCAUGGACCUGCUCAAACACCUCUCGGAGGACAGCCAUAGUCCUCAGAGAGCCCGGGCUGUCGCACACAGAAUCCUGUAGAGCUGACUGGGCUAGUCCACUCCAAUGCUCUUUGUGCGGACAGCCUGAAUCUCUCUUCUGCUUCUUCCAGUGUCCCUUUGUGCAUGACAGGCAUUAUCAAAAGAGAUGGACUUUCUGGACUGAAGCGGAAACUUUGGGUUGAACCUGAACUCAAUCUGCACCUUCCUUUCCUUCUCCCUACCUCUUGGAUAAGCUGUGUCCCCCGACUCCCAAGAUGUUACCGGCAUCACUCCUCACUCUCUCUCCCUACUGGGGCACCGCCAUGAAAUCACAGGGCUACUACUAGUUACCUGGGGCUGGGAGUGGUCUUUCUGUCCAGAGGGAAUUCACUUCACACUGUACAAUGGUCUCAGUUUAGGAGGCAUUCACGCAUUUAGGAAGCAUUAUCAAAGUCUGUUUUUAGCACCAGAAAAAACAGUAGAGGUAACCUGAAGUGGUUUCACAUAGAUAUUCUGUAUGUACUGUUGGUUCUUGUUGUGUUGAAAUGGAAUUGCUCUUGAUUUUAAAAAAAACAGAUAGCAAGAAUGCCUAAUUUCACAUUCCACCACAUAUCCAUAUGGUUUUAUUAAUAUUUUCUACAUGGAAAUAAUAUUUGAUUUAUAUUUAGUUGACUUUAGGACUCCGGCAGUCUGUAAAAUGUCCAGUAAUUUCAACUAAUAAAUAUACCCCAGAACUUAAAGGGGUUCUUUGGCUGUCCCCGUAAGAGAACCCUUUGAAGAACCCUUUUUGGUUCCAUGUAGAACCUUUUCCACCGAAGGUUCUACAUGGAACCAAAAAGGGUUCUACCUAGAACCAAAUAAGCUUCUCCUAUGGGUACAUCCGAUUAAUCCUUUUAAAACACUUUUUUCUAAGAGUAGGUAUUUUUUUGCACUAUUAUUUUAAAUAAAUAAUUUUUGUGGUAUAUGGUUUUAUAUGGUUUCUGGAUAUAAACACGUUCAUAUGAGCUGGAAAUACUGUCUAUUCUCUAUAAUUGGGUUUCCCCUCUGGGGGCUGAGGCCUCUUCAGAUCCAAACUGUUCUGUUUCAGUCUCUAAACGUGCAACACCACACAUUCCUCUUCUCUCUCUCUCUCACUACUUCUCUUUCUGUGAAGAGCUUUUUUAGGUGUUCACGAGCGAAAUUACUAUGAGCUUGACCCAUUCGCCAGCUAACAUCCAAGUACAAUAUACCUUGUAGCAGAUUUACAAUGGUAUUUGACAAUUGGUGCGAAGGACAAAUAAUAUUAGCACGCAGUUUACUGUGAUGAGGGAUUUACUAUACUUUAGUACUGUCAUCUUUGAUAUUAUGAUAAAUAAACAAUUCAUUUUUACAAAAUAUUAUUCAGUCUAGACACAUUGUAUUUUUCAAUAUGCUGGAAUCUUUAAUGGUUCCAAAUUAGUAUUCAGUAUUUUGUUUUUGGUUGUGAGUAUUCAUUGUACAGAUAAACUGUCUUCAGUUGAACUGUUUUACAUGUCUGUCAUCCAUGUAUAAAUGGUAUAAAAAUGACUGUGCCUGCCAAGCACUAAGUCUAAGACUGUUAGACUGCUUAACAUUGUAGCCAUAGUAACUUGAAACACUGACGCUUUCCUUUUCCAAAUAGCUUGUUAUUUUUCAAGGCUCGUGUUACUUUGUUAAGUUAUUCAGAUAAGUCUAUGUUCAUCAUUGAAACCCCAGAAAAAGUACUCUCAGCAGAAAAUGUGACAUAAUGUCCAUAUUUUGUGUAUAAAACCGUAUUUGUGGAGUCAAUGACCCCCUGUCACCUUUGCAUUUGGCCCCAGAACUUGGUAUCUCUGUUCCAGCCCCCCUCUCUUUCUCAUAGUCUCCCUCAUUUAUCUUACCAAAUCCCUUAUUGUGAAGUGAUAUCCUCACUGAACCCUUAAAGAAUAUUUUAUAAAUGAAUUAGUCGCAUGAUUGCAUUGCUGGCAUUGUGGAUAAAGAGUUAUAAAGAGAUGAGUAUUUAUUUAGAAUAGCUUUAUCAAUAAUGUGUAUAACUGUGGAAAGACUACUAUUAAAUAGCUGUUGUGAGAUUCACCGGAAUGUAGAUGUCCUACAACACAGAUGCUUCGCACUAGACAGAAACGUCUAAAGAUGAAAGAUCAACAGGUUAUUUUUCUUGCAUUGCAAUCGUCAUCGAAUGGAUUUGACUUUGAAGAGAGUUUGUUAAAUGGCUUUUAAAAACCAAAUGCUGUUCAUCAUCACUUGUUAAUACAUAUUCUAUUUGUGGUCAGAAUUGUCAUGUCAAGCCCUAUAAAUAAAGCAAUGUUUGGCCUGAAAAUGAUGUGUUAACUUGACAAUGAGCAUUAUUGCUUAUUGUUAUGUACCUGCUGCAAAUCUAGCGAUGCUAUAGAACAUUUAUGAUGGUCUUGUGUUUCAUAAACUGAAAUCUAAAAGUGCAAUGCAGUGAAUAGUACAACGUAUUAGAAUUGUGUGCAUCGUGACACACUCGUGAGUCAUCUAGAAAUGCAACGUUACCUGCCUUUACAAGUCAGUAGAAAUGCACUGUAACUGUGUUGGAAGACCUAGUUCAAUACCUGUUGAGGUAAAACUGCAAUGCGGUUCACUCUGGUCUUACAUGCUGUUUUGUCUUUGUUGUUUACUUCCUUUUGGUAGCACAAUAGGUACAUGUCCAACAUAAAUGUGAAUCAAUGUGUAAUACUGUACAUGUACACUUCCAAUGUAUAGUUUCCCUAUAAGUCCCACUGUUGUGCACAACUGUCCUGUGUGACAAAGAUUCUUGUUUCCUAUAAUCACAGUCAUCAACGUAUAUCCAUGUUUUGUAUUAGAGCUUUUAUUAAUUUCUUAUAUUGGGGAAAUUAAAUACAUUUGACCUCUA